ACCUCUUCAUUCUUCUCAUCAUAUAGUUUCCUUUUAAGUUUGUUUCCAAAAGAGAAAAAAGAAAAGUACAUAUUUCCUUAAUUCUGUCAAUAUAGUGGAAAUUGCUAUUUGCUAGUGUUCGUUCUAGCCUCAAAUACAUUUACAGUACUAAUUAAGUGAAGUGCAAGAAAAAGAUGGAGUUUGACUUGACACCCAAGUUUGCACAAAAGGUUUUCGAGGGAGAAGGUGGAGCAUACUAUAGUUGGUCAAGUUCUGAAUUUCCGAUACUUGGUGAGGGCAAGGUUGGUGCUGGUAAGCUUGUUCUGCAGCCUCGCGGCUUUGCUCUUCCCCACUAUGCAGGUUCUUCCAAAGUCGGUUAUGUUCUUGGAGGUGGUGAUGGAAUUGUUGGAAUGGUAUUCCCUAAAACAUCAAAGGAGGUGGUAUUGAAACUCAAGAAAGGAGAUGUCAUACCUGUGGUAAUGGGAGCAGUCUCAUGGUGGUUCAAUGAUGGAGAUUCUGAAUUGGUUAUAGUAUUCUUAGGUGAAACUUCAAAGUCAUAUAUUCCUGGCGAAUUCACCUACUUCUUUUUAAGUGGGGCUCUGGGUAUCAUGGGAGGUUUCUCUCCAGAGUUCCUUAGUAGAGCUUAUAAAAUGAAUAAAGAUGAAGCAAAUAAGCUCGCAAAAAGCCAAACUGGGGUUCUGAUAAUUAAGCUACAAGAAGGAAAAACUAUGCCUAAACCAAACGAAAACUAUACUAAUAAAUUGCUCUAUAACAUUGAAGCUACAUUGCCUGAUAUUCGUGUCAAGAAUGGUGGACAAGUCACUACAUUGACAGAAGCCAAGUUUCCUUUUCUUGAUCAAGUUGAGCUGAGCACCAAACUCGUUAGACUUGAUGCUAAUGCAAUGUUUUCACCAACGUAUACUACUGAUUCUUCAGUUCAAUUGAUUUAUGUUGUGAAAGGGAUUGGUCAGAUUCAAAUUGUGGGCAUUAAUGGUAAGCAAGUCUUGGACACUGAAGUGAAGCCUGGUCACUUGCUUGUUGUACCAAGAUUUUUUGUGGUUGCCAAACUUGCAGGUGGAGAUGGACUGGAAUGUUUCUCUAUAACAACAUCUAAGAAGCCUGCCUUCGAGAAUUUAGCUAGUAAGGCAUCGGUAUGGCAAGCAUUAUCUCCUUUGGUGAUUGAAGCCUCCCUGAAUGUUUCUACAGAGUUGGAAGAACUUUUCAAGUCAAAAAUUGGAAAAAACACUAUCCUUAUCCCUUUCAAUAAUUAAUUAGAUCCUAGUCAUUUAAAUAUAAUGUUUCGUAGUUAUGUAAAAUAAAAGUAACAACAUAUUUUGUUGUUCCUACUAAUAUAUUAAAUAAUAAAUAAAAUACAUUUAUGGAUUCACAAACGUAUAUGUACCAAAUAUAUAUUAUUUCACAUACCA
This is a messenger RNA of Quercus lobata, 1406 nucleotides long. RefSeq names its product glutelin type-A 3-like. Bases 174 to 1250 code for a protein of 358 amino acids. The transcript has 4 exons. Gene Ontology annotation, molecular function: nutrient reservoir activity. NCBI's taxonomy places the organism in Eukaryota, Viridiplantae, Streptophyta, Magnoliopsida, Fagales, Fagaceae. The record is from RefSeq and is a predicted model, not a curated record.